UGGCAGGUGUAUUACCCGGAAGCGGCGGUAGGUACCGGGGUGAGGGGCCAUGGGAGCCGUGAGGCAGGAGGUUCGGUACCAGAGGCUGCGGGACUCGGAGGCGGAGGAGCCGGAGGGACAGGUGUCUGUCCGAGUGUUCAGGAACUCCUCCCCCCAUGGGCGGGGCAGAGAGACCUGCCUGCGAGUGCUCGCCUCCAUGCUCCUCCUAGUGGUGGCCGUGGGAUUUGUCCUGUAUGAAGUGCAGUUUAGCAGCGCGGGGCAGCCCCGGGGGCAGAAUGGGUUACUGGGGAGCUCGGAGCAGACUGGGAACGAAAAAGAGUUUUUGGACUCAGAUCAUGAAGAGGAAGAGGAGGAGGAAGGAGAUGAGAGUCACCACCACAGCCACCAACAUGGGCCUGAUGGGCACUCCGACUCCUCCUCUGCUGGGCACCACCAUGCCACUGGCACCUACCAUCAUGGCAUCGCUGUGACUGACUCUGACGCCUGUUCGCAGAUCGGGAAAGACAUCCUGCAAGAUGGCGGCACAGUGGUCGAUGCUGGAAUUGCUUCAGUUUUGUGUUUGGCAGUUACUCACCCGCACAGCACUUCCCUGGGGGGCGUAUUCUCCUGCAUUGUGUAUAAUGGCAGCACCAGUAGUGCCAGCCUGCUGAACGCUCUGCCACGUGAGCCCUCCCCCACUCCGUUUGGGAUUCCCAUGAUGCUCCACGGUCUCCGCCUACUGCACCAGAAUUACGGCCACAAGCCAUGGGCGGAGCUUCUGCGUCCGGCCAUCAACCUUGCGAAUGAGGGGUUCCGUGUGGACGACCCACUGGGCCGCGCCUUGCAGAACAAUCGGCAGUUCAUCUCCUCCUCUGAGGGACUCUGCAAGCUCUUCUGCCAGAACAAUAACCCCACUGGGGGGCUGAAAGGAGUGGGGGAGACAGUGACCAACCCUCCCCUGGGGGCCUUCCUGGAGCAGCUCUCUACUCUCUAUACGGACUCCUUUGUGACGGGCCGACUGGCCCAGAGCCUCCCUGCCGAUACCGACUCCGCCAUAAGGGACAAGUUCACAGCCGCUAUCUCCCAGAAUCGCCCUGAUAUUGAGGCCCCCCUGACUCUACGUGUAGAAGAGCUUACACUUUAUACAUCCAGUGGCCAAACUGCUGGGUCGAUUCUGUCCAACUUUAUGCAGAAACUCAGUGAGAACUCCAGUUCCGACUCUUUGCUGCUUCCAUGGAUGGGCCGGAGGGCCGCCCCUGUAGGGACCAAUGUGAUGGUAGCGCGCUCCUCUGGGGACCUCUUGGUACUGUCUCUCUCCCUCAACAGCUCAUUUGGCUCAGGAUUUGUCUCUCCCAUCACAGGGAUCCUCCUCAGCGACUUUACCCAACAUGGCGAUGUCUCGCACCCCGACUUCUGGGCCUGCCCAGCGGUGCUGUCUGUAGGGGCAGAUGGGGAUGUAAUGGGCUUGGCAGCCACUGGGGGGAGCUCUGUUCCUUCCUCUCUGGCUCAGGUUAUCUUAAACCACCUGUUCCUUCAAAUGAAUCUGACCGAGUCAGUCCGGGAAUCACUGGCCCAUGAACAUUCCCCUGUGGGGGUAACGCAGCCGGAGACCCCUAGGGGCACAAACCCACCGGAGACCCCUAGGGACACAAACCCACCGGAGACCACUAGGGACACAAACCCACCGGAGACCCCUAGGGGCACAAACCCACCGACGGCUGUGGCUGUAGCAGUAGAAGCGGAACAUAUUCACGUUGCCAGAUCUUCGGGCCUUUGCUGUUUUCACGAGGGUUUGUAGGAAGGUCCCCCCUGUGUCGGAUACAAUAGACUGUUCCACAUAUAUUGCCCAUAAUGCCCCCUGAUGGGUAGAAUUAGAUGGACUGUGUGAUGCCAGAGGGGCCGCUGGAACUGGCAUAGACUUUAUUAGGCCAGCGGGGGGCGCUGUUAUGUGUUUGGCCUACUGUGACCUGUUCAACAGCUUCAUCACAGCACAGAAUAAUAAUAUAUUGUUUUUUAUAAUUAUG
Messenger RNA from Xenopus tropicalis (tropical clawed frog), 2003 nucleotides. RefSeq names its product gamma-glutamyltransferase 6 (gene ggt6). The coding region runs from base 50 to 1777 and encodes 575 amino acids. NCBI's taxonomy places the organism in Eukaryota, Metazoa, Chordata, Amphibia, Anura, Pipidae. The record is from RefSeq and is a predicted model, not a curated record. The transcript is spliced from 4 exons. Gene Ontology annotation, biological process: glutathione metabolic process.